This is a messenger RNA of Syngnathoides biaculeatus (alligator pipefish), 787 nucleotides long. It is a transcript of the gene mrps28, whose product is annotated as mitochondrial ribosomal protein S28. Gene Ontology annotation, cellular component: mitochondrial small ribosomal subunit. The transcript has 2 exons. The record is from RefSeq and is a predicted model, not a curated record. The coding region runs from base 89 to 727 and encodes 212 amino acids. NCBI's taxonomy places the organism in Eukaryota, Metazoa, Chordata, Actinopteri, Syngnathiformes, Syngnathidae.
UCGGAUGACGCGGAAACCGGAAAGAGCGAGAGCCCCGAUCGCCAUCAGCAGAUGGGGGCAUCACAUUCGAGCACGCUAGGUGGCAGUAAUGCAUCUCGAACCGUCAACAAACGAGAAGAAAAAGAUUUACACGAAGCAAUGUCAACAAUGUAAGAAGAAGAAGAGGAAGAGGAAGGAGGAGGACAAGAAGAUGGCGGCAGCCGCAGCGAUGAGGAAGGUCGUCCCCCUCGGCCGCCACGCGCCGGUCAUACUCCGGAAUUCCUUCUGCUCCGGGGCCUCCGCGGACGACGACGACGACAAGCCAAAGUCGGGCUUCGCCGCCGCCUUUAGCGCUCAGUCAGAGAUCCGUCGCCGCGAAGCCUCGGUCGGCGGUUCGUCGUCGUCGUCGUCGAGCCGCGAAGAGGACGCCACGUUCCCGGCUCUCCUCCGUCGGAGCCCGCUCGUCCAGAUGGGCCCCGGCAAAGACAAGACGGUGGUCGGGAGGAUCUUCCACGUCGUCCGCGACGACCUGUACGUCGACUUCGGAGCCAAGUUCCACGCCGUGUGUCGGCGUCCGGCGGACGGGGAGAAGCUGCAGCGGGGCGUCAGGGUUCGCCUGAGGCUGCACGACGCCGAGCUCACCGGACGCUUCCUGGGGGCCGACACCGACGUCACCCUGCUGGAGGCCCACGCCACCCUGCUCGGACCUGUGGACGUCGGGAGAGACGGGCCGAGCCGCUCCUCCUGAACUCAAUGGCGUUGGCGUGUGUAUACUUUUGGACACAAUAAAACGACAAAUUACAACCGC